CCCAAGGACAUCAGAAUGAGUGACAACACUGCUUUGGCUCCUCCAGCUUCAAACCAGGGUCCCACUACCCCACGCAAAGGGCCCCCCAAGUUCAAGCAGAGGCAGACUCGCCAAUUCAAGAGCAAACCUCCUAAGAAAGGGGUGAAAGGGUUUGGAGAUGACAUUCCAGGCAUGGAGGGGCUAGGAACAGAUAUCACGGUGAUUUGCCCCUGGGAGGCGUUCAGCCACCUGGAAUUGCAUGAGCUUGCUCAGUUUGGGAUCAUCUGAUGCACCUGAGGUUCUGCCACUUUCAACAGCAUCUGCUGUAAUUUUGCUUACUUUUGCCCUAUUGAUCUGCCAGAGUCUUGAAAUUCAGCUGUUCGGAAGUGGUUUCUUCAGCUUACACAGUCAUUUCCCCCUAAAUUGCUAUGAAGAGUUCUCUUGGUGUGAGAUUCUCUCUUGCCCUAUAGUUCAGCUCAGAACAAUGGAUGCAAAUAGACUUUUGUUAGGACAUUUCAAAUUUCCUAUCAGCUGGUUAGAAUUCAGUGAUAGUUCUUGAAAUUUUGUUUAUCUGUUAAGUCCUUCAAAUUUAGUUUUUGCCAGGCAGUCGCUACAAUUAAUAGUAGUUUUUAAGAUAACAUUUUUUCACCCCCCCCUUCCCCUUCUCAUUUAAUAAAGGAGAUACUUACCUUGAAUCUUAUGAUGAAGUCGUAUUAAAUGCUAUAUACAAAUAUCUGAUGCCCUCUUCUGAAAGUCAGUUCAGCAAAGAGGGCACAGUCGUACAGGAAAUAAACACAAUGCAUGUAAAAGAGCAUAGGAAUAAAGUCAAGUUCUGAUUCCACUUUGUAACUUGUAAAUCGUACAUUUUCUGUGUCUAAAUUUGGAGACGGAAACUCAGGAAUCUGUUAACGUGAACCUUCCUUUUAGUGUCCUGGCUCAGUUCAUUGAAAAUAUUUAUAUGUUACGGAAUUUAGACUCAGA
Messenger RNA from Panthera uncia (snow leopard), 960 nucleotides. It is a transcript of the gene PDE6H, whose product is annotated as phosphodiesterase 6H. The transcript has 3 exons. NCBI's taxonomy places the organism in Eukaryota, Metazoa, Chordata, Mammalia, Carnivora, Felidae. Gene Ontology annotation, biological process: positive regulation of G protein-coupled receptor signaling pathway; positive regulation of epidermal growth factor receptor signaling pathway; visual perception. Gene Ontology annotation, molecular function: 3',5'-cyclic-nucleotide phosphodiesterase activity; cGMP binding. The coding region runs from base 16 to 267 and encodes 83 amino acids. The record is from RefSeq and is a predicted model, not a curated record. Gene Ontology annotation, cellular component: photoreceptor outer segment membrane.